CCCAAUCCCCAAAAAGAAACCCAGACAGCACUCUCUGCAGCUCUCAGCUUCUAUUUCUGUUUCCAAAAAGCACUUUCAGAAGAAAACACUUCCCACAAACAAAAACACAGAGAGAAAUUCAAGGUUAAUUCAGAUUUAUAGCUUGUUUUUCUCAGAUGGGCACUACUGGGAAAUGGUUAAAGUCACUUAUCAAUCUCAAAAAGCCCCCCACAAGUGACCAGGAGAAGGUGGGGGACAAGAGCAAGAAGAAGUGGAAGCUUUGGAGGAGUUCAUCAGAAGGGUUUGGAUCGUCAUCGAAAGGUGGGAUGAAGAGGAGCCAAGUGGCAGCUGCAGAGCCAUUGAAUUCGCUCGACGAUGCAUUAGCUGCUGCCAUGGCUACUCUGGUCAGAACUCAACCUAAAGACUUCAUUGUCAUCAAGAAAGAGUGGGCUGCUAUUCGGAUCCAAGCCGUGUUUCGAGGAUUCUUGGCAAGGCAGGCUUUGAGGGCCUUGAGAGCAGUGGUAAGGCUUCAAGCUAUAUUUCGUGGUCGACAGGUUAGGAAGCAAGCCGCUGUUACAUUGAGGUGCAUGCAGGCACUUGCUCGAGUUCAGGCUCGAGCUCGAGCACAAAGGACCUCUCUAGAAGGGCAAGAAUCUGUGCAAAACUCAUUAGAUGAACAUUGCUACCAAGCUGAUCCCAUUAAGCAGGCUGAGCAAGGAUGGUGUGAUAGUCCAGGAACAGUGAGUGAAGUUAGAGCAAAGCUGGAAAUGAGGCAAAGAGCAAACAUCAAGAGGGAGAGAGCAAUUGCAUACUCCUUCUCUCAACAGAGAUCAAGAUCAAAUGCCAGUCCAUAUUGUAGGACAAGCAAGACAGCAAAGGCUGCUAGGCAUCAGAAGGUGGACGAUAACAAUUCGGGAUGGAGCUGGUUAGAAAAAUGGAUGGCAGCCAAGCCAUGGGAAAAUAGGCUGAUGGAAGAGAUUCAAAGUGUGCCUUCAGCAGUCACUCCUUGUUCCAGGAAAAGUGGAGAUGGCAUUGUUGGCUUUUAUCCAUAUUCUUCAGAACAGAACUCAGUGAAAGUGAGAAGGAACAAUGUCUCAACCAGGGUUUCUGCUAGACCUCCUACAGCAAGUCCAAUAACUCGCUCGUCUUCUGCUCCAAGUUCUGAUUUUCUGCAGGAUGAGAGCUCGGCAUCAACUUCGUGUACUACUGCAUCUCCAAAUCUGGUGUUUAGUAACAAUCUAAAGGUGGAAAAUGGAGACGAAACUAAUGUAUGCAAACCCAGUUACAUGAGUCUCACAAAAUCAACUAAGGCCAAGCAGAGAACUUCCAAUUGUUUUGAUAUGCAGAGGUUUUCCAUGGAGGAGUAUCAUUACCAUAACAAGUCAAUGGGGCUUUCUAAUGGGGAUACAAGGAGCAACUGCGGUUCUGAUCUAUAUCCUCCAAUAUCUGUGGGCAGAGUUCAACGAGGAAGAUAUCAAUGACAGUAAGGGAUACUAAUUAAGGAUUGCCUUCAUGAUUUCAACAACUUGUUGUCCUUUUUAAUUGCGAUAUUGUUCAAAUUACGCAAAGAUUUGCUUCAAACGAUUACUGAUAGAGAACCGAAACAAGUUUCAGGAGAGUUGGUUGUGAUUAUAUAGACAAGUAUAGAUUUUUA
Messenger RNA from Prunus mume (Japanese apricot), 1633 nucleotides. Its product is annotated as protein IQ-DOMAIN 7-like. Lineage: Eukaryota; Viridiplantae; Streptophyta; Magnoliopsida; Rosales; Rosaceae. The record is from RefSeq and is a predicted model, not a curated record. Gene Ontology annotation, molecular function: protein binding.